CAUUGAAUGCAAGCCCUAGUCAUUCGUUAGAGAAAAUCAUUGAAAGGAGUGCAUCGCUGCGAUUGCGUUAUUGAAUUCGAAACCUAUAGCAAAUUGAUUAUAUUAAAACUAGUAAAAGCUACUAUUUCACAUUAGUGAUUCUUAAAUUCAUUCUAGUUACAUAAAUGGCAGACAAAAAAGUGCCAGUUGUUCCAGUGACCCCGCCACUCGGCGCUUACCCUCAACCGCAACCGCCGCAAGGACCGUUCCUGCCGGCGCCGCCCCACCAGGCCGCACCGCAGUAUGGAGUGGCGGGUUUUCCAGUGGCGGGCGGCUCCCCGUACGGCGUGACGUUCGGGGGGGCGGGCGCGGGGGCCGGGGGGGUGUACGCGCCCCCGCCCUACGAGCAGCUGCAGCACCACCAGGCCAUCCCGGCCCUUAGCCAGCAGCUACCGAUGUACAGCCCAGCAGCGGCAAUGUACGCGGCGGCGGCGGCGGGCUACCCCGGGUACAUCGGCUACCCCGUGCAGUACUACCCGUACUACCCGGCGGUGCAACCCUCCAUCCAGCCGCUUCGCCCCACCAUAAUGAUACCGAACGGGUUCGAAGCCGGAGGUCGGUUCGAGGGUCUGGCGCAGAGCCUCCUGCCCCCCGCGCCCCCCGGCGUGCCCCCCUCCCCCGCGCACCUCGCCGCGCUGCAGCCGCACCAAGUGCUGUGGCGCUAGUUCUAGAUGGUAGAUCGUAAUAUUGUCCCCGGGCCACGCCGGACGGUCGCGCCCCCCGCUGCCUGCACAGCCCGCCUCGAGAAGACCCGACUAAUUAUUGUACACAAUCUACACGCAGGGCGGCGCCCCCGGCGUGCGCCACUGUAUCUGCGGACUCACCGGAAGUAAUAGUGGGCGUGUGAGGUCGCCGCACUCCCUGUAACAGCCAUAAAGUUGGAUGUUGAUGUGCGAGCGGCGCGCGGGCCGCAACACACUGUCGAUCAAAGCUAUCCAGAACAAACUAUUUCAUGAACAAAACGUAAAUUCUCAGGAAUGCUCACCGCAUCACUAUCACAACGGCUCACAGAUGUGUUCUCAGUACUGUCAACCGCGCGGCUUAGACUCUAGUAGAGUUGCGUCACAUCCUCCUUUAUGGUCUGAAGACUUGCGGCGCCCCCGGGGGGUGGCGGGGGGGCGCGGGGGGCGGCGGGGCGGCCGUGCAGUAUUACGGAGGAUUUAACUUAGAUUUAUUAAUCAUUAUCUGUACUGUGUUCCCGCGCCCCCGGGCCCCGCGCCGCGCUCCAAAUGUUUCAAUAAAAACUUUGACCUCAAAUGAGCAAAGUUAAUUUUGGCAUAAACGUGAAGCGUGUCGAGUGACCUCGGCCGGCAACCCGUUAGCAUUGUUAUUGACAUUGCCGAGGGGUUGUAGUGGCGGUGCCGGCGGUGCAGGCAGUACAUUUAAUUACAAAUUUCAUUUAUUAAUAAAAAAUAUAUAAUUAUUAGGAAUGGGGAAAUAGCCAUUUAGAAAACAGCAAAGUAAUCGGCUUUGUCAAUAUAUAACUAUUUAUUGAACCGCACGCGGGAGUGGCGCCCCCUCGCGGUCCCUCCGCGGGCUCCUCACUGACUCGACCGGCUCCUAACUCGUACAGAAACGAAUCCCCAGGAUCAACAUAGUGUUGAAACAAACCAUUUGGUUAUUAUUAUUCAGUAAAACAGAAAGUUGUCCGCUUUCGAAAUAUUUCAUCUCUAGUGACGAUACAUAUAUUUUUUAUUAAUAAAACGCAAAAAUGGAAUAUAUAGUUAUAAAUGAAUAAAUAUAUUUAAAAAAAAAUGGUUGUGCGUGGCGUGCGAGUGAGAGAGAAUGUUUUAUUAUUAUUAUUAUUGUCGUUUUGUUGUCAAAACGUUUCUUGCGGAAUGACAAACGCAUCGAAAGACGUUCGAAUCUCGUUAUACUUGACAUCUGUCAGCCGUGACGUCUGUCAAACCUGACAGCUCUGUGAUUAUUGCCCUUUGCGCUUGUGCAGCCGACGCGGGGACGGGCCCACGGACCGCAGCGGAAAUGGAUUUUUUUUGACGAAUGAAAUAAAUUGGAAUAAAAUGUUGAAGAUCGCUAAUAAACAAAAUUAACUUCGAUUCGCAAUUGACAAUCCUUUUAAUGACAAUUUGCCAAAAGACACGCGCGGACAAGUCUACGUCGUCAAAGAAUCAAAAAAAAUAUUUAAAUAAAAUUGUUCACUCAAUUUUUGGAAAAUUAAUAAACUUUGUAUUAGCAAUGAAUUAAAUAAUGGACAUAUCUAAUAGCUAGAGCGGCUCAGUGGCCGAGUCCUGGCGGGACCGGGCCGCUCUCGCACGGAGUCCGGGCUCUGUGCUUUGAAACUAAGGAAAGUGCUCAUGAGUGCUCACGUGUCACUGUUUCGAUAGAAACAUCUGUCGUGUUUGUGAUCAAAGAUCUAGUUACGAAAAACUAUUCGAAUAAGUGAAUCUCAUUAUUUUGUAACUAUUUGAUUUGAAAAACUAUAUUUUGUUUGUAACCCCCUGGUUGUGGCGAGCCCCCCUAUUGAUUUCAACUAACAAGCAGCCAUUAUUGUGUUCAGCAGUGCUCUCGUGUGCUCACAGCGGCCGGCCGCUCCGUGUUUCGCGGCGGGGUAACUCUGACAACAGCAGCUGUUGCGAGGUCCCGUGUACUUAGUGUUUAUUUUGUUAUGAAGUCGGGGAUAGUCCUUGAUUAAAAGUUCACGUCGGAUGCCAAAUCGUCUUUUCGCAUUAAAAGUGUACAAUUUCCAAAAAUAUUCGAAAACUGAGUUAAUAUGCGGAAUCGUUUGGUAUCACCAGUAUUUUUCUCAUAAAUACUGUCAAAAGAGCGCAGUUUUGCUUUAUUUUUGUUUUUUGUUUACCUAUGUUUUGACCACUAUUAACAAAAUUAAUACAUAACUUUAUCUUACUUUAAUAGACAGAUGAUGUAACUGGUAUAAAAUAAAAAAGAAAUUUUGCAAAGAUGAAUAAUAUUAAAAAUAACACAUGUUGAAUCUUUAAAAGAUUCUCCUGUAAAAUUAGUAAGUUUUGAGAUUAUACAGUUUUAAUGCGAGAUAUAGGAACAUAUGACGUCACGAACCGACUGACAGUUUACCCGAGAUCGCAACUAAUAUUGAAUGUGUGACGUUUGAGUCCAGCCGGGACGGUUGCUUAGUGUUGGAGGGGUCCGUCUCGCGGCCUGCACGCGUUGUAUGUAGUCUUGUUGUUAAAUGUAUAUUUUUAUGUUCCUUUAAUUGCGUAUAUGUACCAUGAAAUCAUGUAAACGGAAGUACACCAGUUAAAGUUAAUUAUUUCUUGUGUCCUGUAAAUUGGAUUCAAUUGUAAAUCUAAUUUCAUUUCUCGGCGGCGCGUCCUGACGGUGCGACGCGCCCUCCGAGCGAUGACUGAUGACUUGUGAUUUAAUGUACAUUAGUAUAACAUUCCGUUUGAACUCUGCAACUGAAUCUCAUCGAGAACUCCAUAUCAAGAUGUAUCUAAGUGACCUUCGUCGUUAAUAAAGUGAAUAAUGUUCUUCAGUUAAGAUUCUAGUGCGCGUAUUGAACAUUACAUCAAUUGAAUAUGCAAUUUCAAAAAGGGCACUUUUCAGAAAAUGUAAAAUGUUCAGGAAAUGAAAAAUAUUAUUUUCUAAAGCAGUGUAAAAUUUAAAAUAUUAACUUUUGAGAUAUGUUUUAGUGUUAAUUAGCAAUUGAAAAUUACUGGAAUUAUUAUAAAAUGGGUGUAGGUAAGCCUCAAAAUUACAUGUAUAUGUAGAAAAAAAGUAUUUGACAAAAUAUGCGACAUGUGCCCUUUUCGAAAUUGCAUAUUCAAUUCUAACUGCGAUCCUCACAAAUGCAUUUAUAGAUUAAUAAAAUUUUAUCAUCUAUCAAGGAUCCAAAAACUUUGAUAUUAUGACAAUUUUGUUAUGAAAUAUUGUAAGCGCUGACUUGAUGCGCGUUCAAACUAUGAAAUAGUAUCAAAUGUAUAUUGUAGGUGGUCGGCAGGCGACUGCAAACGGAUUCUUCAUGUAAUUGAAUACAGUUUGUAAGUGAAAAUGCGUUUUGCUCAAUCGCGGAGUAUGGGUACAGUCGCGUGCAAUAUAUAGCAUAAUUAUUAUUUUGUUUCCAAUAAAAUCAGAUGAAAAUACAAA
Bombyx mori (domestic silkworm) is the source of this 4122-nucleotide messenger RNA. Its product is annotated as DAZ-associated protein 2. The record is from RefSeq and is a predicted model, not a curated record. Lineage: Eukaryota; Metazoa; Arthropoda; Insecta; Lepidoptera; Bombycidae. The coding region runs from base 165 to 704 and encodes 179 amino acids. The transcript is spliced from 6 exons.